AAUGAAAUACAAUAUUUAAAUAAUAUACUAUUACUUAGUAAAAUUGGCACCAUUAAAUUGUAAUUUUGAAAUGUUAUAUAUACCAUAAAAACAAAGACCCGCCUAGUCGGACGGGUUAUGAUCUAGUUUUCAAUUAAACUUUCUAUUCAGUAGAGUUAAUGCGACGUCGUUUUGGCGAAUCUAUAUAAAUGUGGUUCAAAUUGCACGAAUAAAGAUCAUAUAAACCACUCGAACUUGAUCCGUCACACAUCAUGACAUCAAUGGCGAACGAGAAACACCACGAAAUGACGAAACUAUCCUCUCAAAUCUGCAACCAAAUCUCCUCCGUCUUCUCCACUCCCACCGAUCCACACCCCCCACCGUUAAAUCUCCUCGUCACAGAACUCACCUUAGUCUCCCGCCGCAACGCCCGCGUCUUCCUCCACGGCGUCGGACGCGAAGGCCUCAUGCUCAAAGCCUUCGCGAUGCGUCUCUUCCACCUCGGCCUCUCCUCUCACCUGGUCUCCGACGUGACCACGCCUCCGAUCUCAUCCCCCGAUCUCCUCAUCGCCUCCGCCGGUCCCGGAGGAUUCUGCACCGUCGAUGCGAUUUGCUCCGUCGCGAAAUCCGCCGGCGCGAAGGUUGUGCUCAUAACUGCGGAGCCGGAGAGAGGUUCUUGCGUGAAGUACGCGACGGAUGUUUGUUAUGUACCGGCGCAGACGAUGGCGAGUGACGGAGGAGGUGUGAUGGAGAGGGGAGAGGAGAGGCCGUUGCUGCCGAUGGGGAGUGUGUAUGAAGGAGCGUUGUUCGUGUUGUUUGAGAUGGUUGUUUACAAACUGGGUGAGGUUUUGGGUGAGUCACCUGAGUCUAUACGGCGUCGUCACACUAAUCUCGAGUAGCAAACGUUGCGUUGUUUUCGUAUUUCAGUGUGUAAAUGCUUGUUGUUUUGUUUGUAUUAUAAGCCACGAGUUGUUUUGCCAUUCCGGUUGAGAAAUGCUUGCUGUUUUUAAAGUUUGGUUAAAAAUCGUGCCGUGUAAAUAUGCAAUUGUAAUUUUUUUUGUGGAAGAUACUUACAAUACAUAAGUGAAUUAUACAUGUUUUAUGGAAAUUUAAU
Molecule: messenger RNA, 1093 nt
Organism: Eruca vesicaria subsp. sativa (arugula)
Lineage: Eukaryota; Viridiplantae; Streptophyta; Magnoliopsida; Brassicales; Brassicaceae
Source: the annotation of a GenBank genome assembly